This is a messenger RNA of Trichomycterus rosablanca, 4240 nucleotides long. RefSeq names its product Abelson helper integration site 1 (gene ahi1). The coding region runs from base 108 to 3731 and encodes 1207 amino acids. The transcript has 27 exons. Gene Ontology annotation, biological process: motile cilium assembly. Gene Ontology annotation, molecular function: protein binding. Lineage: Eukaryota; Metazoa; Chordata; Actinopteri; Siluriformes; Trichomycteridae. Gene Ontology annotation, cellular component: ciliary basal body. The record is from RefSeq and is a predicted model, not a curated record.
UAGCGGUGAUUCAUGCAGCUGAUGAAGUUCUAGCGAUAAUAAACCGCGUUCAUAAAACAUCAGAAAUCUUUCGGAUACAGCAUGAAUUUUCAGCAUAACCUUCAAGAAUGCCGGCAGGUAAAAAUGAAGUGAGAGCAAGGACGAGAACCCGUUUUGAUGAGGUUUUAAGAAGAUAUACUAACCCUCCUUCAGAAAAGAAGAAAUCAAAACAAGCUGAAGAGUUACAGGAGAACGUUGUGCUUCAGACCUUGAGGACAAACCUUACCAAAGAUAUUGAAGAAGAUGAAACCGUUCUCAAUAACACAUAUGACCCAGCACAGGGCAGCCCAAGGUACACAAAAAAUAGGCGUAGGGAGGAGGAGGUGUCCGAGAAGGUCAACGUAAGUAGUAAUGUGAAUGAGGACAAGACCACUCUGACCUCUGGAAAAAAGAAGAGUAAAAGGAUCCUACCUCCACUCAUUCCAAAUGAAGAGGAGGAUAAUCAGACAUUUAAAACUAAUGUACAAGUAGAUGUAGGUGGGAAGCAGAAGAAAAAGAGUAAAAAAGAGAAGAGUACAGAGAAGGAUUAUGCACAUGGACAGAAAGGAGAGAGAGAGACUGAAGAUGACCUUCUUCAGGAGUAUCAGCAAAAGAUUACUCAGGAAGAAGAAAGGCAUCUGAAGAAGUCCACUCAAAAGAAAUGUGAAACAGAGUCUCAAAGUCAAGAAAUUAUUGUAUUAAACAAUGAGUUUGGGAAAAAAAAGAAAAAGAAGAAGAAUCUACAAGAGUGUGAAGGAGGUGAAAGGGAACUACCAUCAGAACAGCAUCAAAGGCAGGGGGAAUUAUCUCCUAUAAAAACAAAAUUGAAUGAAGGUGAUAAUAAAGAAGAGAAGGAAGAUUCAGUAAAACCAAGAGGCAAAAGGAAAAAGAAAAGAAAAGAGGAAGUGACAGUUGAGGACAGUCAGAUGGUGGCGGAUGCGUCACCGAAGCAGGUGUUUGAUGAUAGCCUGGUGCUUGGAGUUUACGUUCACCGGACAGAUAGACUCAAGACUGACCUUCAGGUGUCUCACCCCAUGGUUAAAGUACAUGUUGUGGAUGAGCUCACUGGACAGUAUGUCAAGAAAGAAGACAGCCAUCGUCGAGUCUCAUCUUUUUAUGAGCAGGAGAACGUUGAGCACAUCCUUCCCAUUAUAACUCAGCUUUUUGAUUUUAAGAAACACAAAUCAACAGUUCCAGAGUGGGAGGAGCAAAUCAUCUUCAAUGAGCGCUUUAAUUAUUUUCUCAAUGGUAAUGAUGAGGCUCCACGAGUGAUUCUGUUUUUUGAGGUUCUUGAUUUUAUCAGCAUGGAAGAAGCAAAAGCUAACGUGUCUGAUGCACAUGUGCAAGGAUUUCGCACAAUUGCCUGGGCUUUUUUAAAGCUCAUAGGGACCAACGGCAUGCUAAACAUUGACAGUAAACUGCGUCUCCAGCUGUACAGCCCUCCCCCCAGAGUGAGGAAAAAUCCCCAAAGUGUUGAAGUGUUUCAGUGGUGGUCAAAGUUUCCUAGAAACAGAUAUGCCUCAACACUUUACAUCACAGUGAAAGGACUCAAAUUACCUGAACAUGUUGACCCCAGUAUUCGCUCCAUGAUGGCUCUGCAACAAGAGAGGGGCAGCACCUCCUACAGUGAGCUCCACACUGAACUUGCCCAAAAAUCUUCCACUCAAUUAUUGGAAGGCAAAUCAGAAACAGUAACAUGGAGUCGCAUGCCGGGACAGGUGUGUCGCAUUCCAAACAAACCUUUGUUGUCAUUUCGAGGAGGUCAUAUGGGUUGUUUUACUCUACGGUUUUCCAAUGAUGGCAGAGCUCUGGCUGCCGCUUGUGCAGACAGAGAUGCUUUCCCUAUAGUAGUAUAUGAGAUCCCUUCAGGCAAAGUCAAGGCGUCUUUUAAUGGUCACCUUAGUAUUGUCUAUGAUCUCUGCUGGACCAGAGAUGACAGAUUUCUGCUCUCAGCAUCCUCAGAUGGAACAGUAAGAGUGUGGGACAUUGAAAGACUUCAAAGCCUGGCCCAGAAGAUCCUUCCUCACCCAUCAUUUGUAUACUGUGCCCAGUAUCACCCUCGUACUCAGAACCUGGUGGUCACGGGGGGUUAUGAUAGUCUUCUUCGGGUAUGGAACUUAGACACUAAAGAUGUGAAUGGACAGCUUCUUCAAGAGUUUGAGGGACACAAGACUUUCAUAAACGCACUUUGUUUUGACAGUGAAGGUCUGAGGAUGUUUUCUGCAGACAAUGCUGGUCUGAUCAUUGUAUGGAGUACUAAAGUAGAAAAUGGAUCUCAGCUUGGGCCAACACGUCUCUGGAGAUUUGAGAGGGAAAUAAAGGAAGGCGAUCUGAAUGGAGUUCCUAUUAACUCAUUAGAAGUGCAUCCAAAUGGAAGGCGUCUUCUGAUCCAUGCCAAGGACAGCGUUUUAAGAGUGAUGGAUUUGAGAAUACUUGCUGUUAAGAAAUACAUAGGUGCCACAAACUACAGGGAGAGAAUCAGCAGCACUUUUACCCCAUGUGGAAGUUUUAUCUUCUCCGGCAGUGAGGAUGGGCUUGCCUAUGUGUGGAAUGCCGAGACAGGUGAUCAAGUGGCUGUGUACUCUGAGCUGUGUUACCCAACUGCACUCAGAGGAGUGGCUUUUCAUCCCCAUGAACACAUGGUGGCCUUUUGUGCAUUUGGGCAAAGUCAACCAAUUCAGUUAUAUCAGUAUGACCGAAAAGUUGCCCAUUUGGAGAUUGAGAGUAUGAGGGUGGUAAACAGGACUGACACAACAUUGAGGAAUCAGACUGAGCUCUUAGCAUUCCAGGAUGCCUCUGCCUCUGGGAUGGACCGCUUCGCCAGUGUAGCUCGCAUGUCCUUAAAAAUGCAGAGAGUCAAACACAAACUGGAUUCAGUCCUGGAGCCAUAUCGCAAUACUGUUGGCAUGGAAACCACAUAUGAUCAGGGAAGCAUGUCUCAGUUGAAAGGAGGAGUAACCCAGGAGAGCUUGCAAAUGUCUCUCCCUCCACCAUCUUUGCUUUCUCCUCACUCCAAGCUGCAAUUCUCCAGCUCGCUCGGUGCCCAACUCAUUCCUCAGGCCUCACUGAGCUCACAAGCCUUUGGCCCUGCUGCCUUUGGUCAUUCAAUUAAAAGAGCUCCAUCUCUGAAGCAAAAAAGCCUACAGGAUCAUGACUUUUCAUUACCAGUCGACACUGGUGGGACACAAGUCCAGCAGACGGUUGUGUCUCUGUAUGACUACAGUGCUGAGCGCUCUGAUGAGCUGACCAUGUGCCGUGGUGAUGUGAUCCUUGUGUUGUAUAAAGACAAUAUUACCUGGUGGUUUGGACGUUUGAUCACAGGAGAGCAGGGUUAUUUUCCAGCUGCCUAUGUGGCUGAUAAAAAGGAUUUUGAUGAACAGCUCUCACAGGCUUUCGAGACACAACCUGGACCCUCAGAGCACAUAAGUCAAGAACAUACCAAAUCAAUACCAACUAAGCUGACUGCAGCCAUCAGUGCAUCUGGAGAGCUAAAGAUCAUUUCUGAGCAGGACACUGAUGCUGAGGCAACUUCUGCUAGAAUAAAAAAGAAAAAGAAGGUGAAGAAAAAGGAGAUCUCUCAUGAUUUGCCCCUGAAUCCAUCAUCAGAUCUUGAAACUCCUGUACCAUCUAUAAGAAAGAAAAGGCCUCUUCCAAGAUUAGGACAAACCAACAAUGCUUUUGAACCGGAUGCCACAAACCAGAAUUCUGGGUGAUAUUUAAUGCUCAGGGUAAGAAAAAGAUAUGCAUAUUGUAGUCACCAGCAUACUUAUUUUUAUAUCUUCAAUGUAAAUUUUAGCCAAGGGUGUUUUUUUUUUUUUUUUUCAAUAAUUAAUAUUUUAAUAAUCAGUUUUACAAAUGUAAGUUUUAUAUUUUUUAAGUCUAUUGUCCUGUUUAUUUUGAUUUUUUAUUUGUGUUCAUAAUUAGCAUAGAUUGUUCGUAAAGGAAUAAUGCCAAACUGUAGUAAAAGAAAAGUCAGUACAAUGGCUGACACUGAACUCUGACCCCAGCUUCCAAACAAGGGGGGUUAUGCAGAAAAAGAAUUUAAUUGUACUGUAUUCAUGUAUAUAUGACAAAUAAAGGCAUUUCAUCUGCCCUAGAUUAUUAUUUAUUUAUUAUAAACAAAGAUGCUCUGUGACAUUGAUGCAAAACACCACUGGUUCUGAAUCUGAUGCGCAAAACGUCCUCUUGUGAAACAUCUCAUUAAAAUGUAACUUCAAACUCA